Messenger RNA from Kwoniella shivajii, 558 nucleotides. Its product is annotated as cyanate hydratase. Lineage: Eukaryota; Fungi; Basidiomycota; Tremellomycetes; Tremellales; Cryptococcaceae. Bases 1 to 558 code for a protein of 185 amino acids. Gene Ontology annotation, molecular function: DNA binding; cyanate hydratase activity. The transcript is spliced from 5 exons. The record is from RefSeq and is a predicted model, not a curated record.
AUGCUCAACCUCCCUCUACACUGCCAAGCUUUACUACAACUGAAGACACUAUCAGGUCUGACAUUCUCCGAUAUAUCAACCAAGAUCGAUAAGCCGGAAGUAUGGACAGCAGCCUUAUUCUAUGGACAAGCUACAACGGAUGAAGACACAGCGAAAAAGGUGUUUGAAGUAUUAAGUGAAGGAUCAAAAUCAUCUCUCGAGGCGUACAAUAAGGAUUACCUGCCUCCAAAUACACCUCAAGUGACUCAAGAGAGAUUGAUCGCUGGAUUAGCUGGAAAAGGUCAGGGAAGUUUAGGUGUUCAAGGUUUAGUCGAUAGAGAUAGAGGAAUGGAGAUGCCUCCUAAAGAUCCUGUGCUUUACAGAUUAUACGAAGUUCUACUGGUUUAUGGGUACUCAUAUAAAGCUUUGAUUGCCGAGAAGUUCGGUGAUGGAAUCAUGUCUGCGAUCGACUUCCGAACUUCCCUCGAAAGGAAAAAAGAUCCUAAAGGUGACAGAGUAGUGAUCACGAUGGACGGUAAAUUCUUGCCAUAUUCUUCUACUGAGGCUUGGAAAGGUUAA